GAAUCUGCAGCCCGAGAGCAAGCCAUUAAUGAUUGGCUUCCCGUCACUGCCUCAAGAAAAGCGAAAUGGUGGUAUUCUGCUUUUCAUAACAUCACAGCCAUGGUUGGUGCCGGAGUUCUCACCCUUCCGUACGCCAUGUCAAAAAUGGGAUGGGGUCCAGGCGUAACGGUGUUGUUACUAUCAUGGAUAAUCACAUUGUUUACACUAUGGCAAAUGGUUGAGAUGCAUGAAAUGGUACCAGGAGUGAGAUUCGACAGAUACCAUGAGCUUGGUCAACAUGCUUUUGGUAAAAAGUUGGGUCUAUAUAUCAUCUGUCCCCAACAACUACUUGUUGAAGUUGGUACAUGCAUUGCAUAUAUGGUCACCGGAGGAAAAUCAUUACAGAAGAUUCAAGAAACUCUUUGGCCCCAUUGGAAAGGUCUCAGAACCUCUUAUUGGAUUAUUAUCUUUGCUUCCGUAAACUUUGUUCUCUGUCAAUGUCCCAACUUCAACUCUAUUUCUGCUGUCUCUUUUGCUGCAGCAGUCAUGUCUAUUGGGUACUCAACAAUUGCUUGGGUUGCUUCACUUAAAAGAGGAGUUCGACCAAAUGUGGACUAUAGUUACAGUGCUCACAGUGUUCCGGAUGGUGUAUUCAACUUCAUGUUGGCAAUGGGAGAAGUAGCAUUUUCUUAUGCAGGUCACAAUGUAGUUCUUGAAAUCCAAGCAACAAUACCUUCUACACCUGAUAAUCCUUCCAAGAAAGCAAUGUGGAAAGGAGUUAUCGUCGCUUAUUUAGGAGUGGCUUUUUGUUAUCUCCCAGUCGCAUUCAUCGGAUACUAUGUAUACGGAAACAGCGUCGAUGAUAACAUACUCAUCACGCUAGAACGCCCUACUUGGCUCAUUGCUGCUGCAAACAUGUUUGUCAUUGUUCAUGUUAUUGGUGGCUAUCAGGUAUUCUCAAUGCCAGUUUUCGAUAUGAUUGAAACUUUUUUGGUGAAGCAGAUGAAGCUUCCUCCUUCUUUAAUUCUUCGCUUAUUAGCUCGCACCGGAUUCGUCGCAUUCACCAUGAUAGUUGGUAUAUGCAUUCCAUUCUUUGGCUCUCUUCUUGGAUUUCUUGGAGGAUUUGCCUUUGCACCAACUUCAUAUUUUAUUCCAUGUAUCAUAUGGCUUAAAAUUUUCAAACCUAAGAGAUUCGGCUUGUCUUGGAUAGUUAAUUGGGUCUGCAUUGUGCUUGGGGUGUUGUUGAUGAUACUGGCUCCAAUAGGUUCAUUGAGACAAAUCAUUAUUCAAUUCAAGCACUAUAAGUUCUUCUCAUAG
This is a messenger RNA of Vicia villosa (hairy vetch), 1296 nucleotides long. Its product is annotated as lysine histidine transporter-like 2. The transcript is spliced from 6 exons. Lineage: Eukaryota; Viridiplantae; Streptophyta; Magnoliopsida; Fabales; Fabaceae. Bases 100 to 1296 code for a protein of 398 amino acids. Gene Ontology annotation, cellular component: plasma membrane. The record is from RefSeq and is a predicted model, not a curated record.